Molecule: messenger RNA, 489 nt
Organism: Elephantulus edwardii (Cape elephant shrew)
Lineage: Eukaryota; Metazoa; Chordata; Mammalia; Macroscelidea; Macroscelididae
Gene: TMEM138
Product: transmembrane protein 138
Exons: 4
Coding region: 1-489 (162 amino acids)
Cellular component (GO): cilium
Source: RefSeq, a predicted model, not a curated record
AUGCUGCAGACCAGUAACUACAGCUUGGUGCUGUCGCUGCAGUUCCUGCUGCUGUCAUAUGACCUCUUUGUCAACUCCUUCUCAGAGCUCCUCCGGAUGGCUCCUGUCAUCCAGCUGGUGCUCUUCAUCAUCCAGGACAUUGCAAUCCUCUUCAACAUCAUCAUCAUCUUCCUCAUGUUCUUCAACACCUUCGUCUUCCAGGCUGGCCUGGUCAAUCUCCUGUUCCAUAAGUUCAAGGGGACCAUCACCCUGACGGCUGUGUACCUGGCCCUCAGCAUCUCUUUUCAUGUCUGGAUCAUGAACUUACGCUGGAAAAACUCCAACCUGUUCGUGUGGACAGAUGGACUUCAAACACUGUUUGUAUUUCAGAGACUAGCAGCAGUGCUGUACUGCUAUUUCUACAAGCGGACGGCUGUGAGGCUGGGGGACCCUCGCUUCUACCAGGACUCUCUCUGGCUGCGCAAGGAGUUCCUGCAGGUGCGAAGGUGA